AUGACGCAACCGGUGCCUCCUAGAACAUCUGCACAUAAACCAUAUCUCGAUGCUAUUCGAGCAACACUUCAAGCUGCUUUUUGUAUCGAAAAUUUUGAAUCUCAAGUUGUUGAACGACAUAAUAAACCUGAAGUUGAAGUGAAAUCUUCAAAACAAUUAUUACUUAAUCCAGUUACUAUAAGUCGUAAUCAAAAUGAACGAAUUCUUAUCGAAGGUUCAGUUAAUUCUGUUCGUAUAAGUAUUGCUGUUAAACAAGCUGAUGAUCUUGAAAAGAUUUUAUGUAAACGAUUAAUGCGUUUUAUGAUGCAACGUGCUGAUGAUUUUCAUAUACUUCGACGAAAACCAAUUCCUGAUUAUGAUAUUAGCUUUUUAAUAACAAAUUUCCAUGCUGAAACAAUGUAUAAGCAUCGUCUAGUUGAUUUUAUAAUUUAUUUUCUUGAAGAAAUUGAUAAAGAAAUUAGUGAAAUGAAAUUGGCUGUUAGUUCACGUGCACGAAUGUGUGCUGAAGAAUUUUUAAAAAAAUUCAAUUGA
Molecule: messenger RNA, 531 nt
Organism: Adineta steineri
Lineage: Eukaryota; Metazoa; Rotifera; Eurotatoria; Adinetida; Adinetidae
Source: the annotation of a GenBank genome assembly